This is a messenger RNA of Cydia fagiglandana, 438 nucleotides long. RefSeq lists its product as uncharacterized. The record is from RefSeq and is a predicted model, not a curated record. Lineage: Eukaryota; Metazoa; Arthropoda; Insecta; Lepidoptera; Tortricidae. The coding region runs from base 1 to 438 and encodes 145 amino acids. The transcript is spliced from 3 exons.
AUGAAGAAGGAUGAAGUCAAGAAAAAAAUUGAAAUAAACAGGAGGAUUCAAAAUGAGUACCUUAUGAACAAUAUACUUGAUAAAGAUUUCCAAGCUAUGUUGUUUCCUCUAAGCUUUUUUCAAUCAACGGGUCUAAGAUGUUUUAUCAUAAUUUCCAAUUUCAAGAACAUUAUGGUAAUGGUAACGUUAUGCAUUGCAUGUGAAAAUUUCUAUAGAGCUACAAAUCUUGCUGAAAGUUGCUGUGCUCAGAAUUUAAGUAACGCUAUACCUAAAGGUAUGCGCCAGACUUGCAAGAACGUGUUGCGUUUGAACCGCGCGACGCUGCGCAAGAUGUCGGCGUACGGCGUGUUUGAAGUCGACGCAGCGUUCCCGCUGCGGCUGCUCAGCAUAAUCGUGACCUAUGUUGUCGUGCUACUGCAGUUCGCCUUUUUAACAUAG